UCUGCAGUACCUCUCUUGCUCAUUCCUCCCUGUGCCGGCUGGGGAGACACGCGCUUUCUGCUUUUCUGCCUUGGCUGCUGGCUCUGCUCCAGCAUCCCUUCGUGCCUCUUGUAUGCUCUUCUUUCCCCCCCUCCUUCCAGCCCAUGACUCCCCCUGUGGGGUUUGCUGGCCAGCCUGAUUCCCUGGCUGUUGCUGCUUCUGCUGCUGCUGCUGCUGCUGCUGCUGCUGCUGCUGCUACUGCUGGGGCAGUGGAGCUGUCUGACGCUGUGCUGCUACGCCGCUGCUGCUCUGCCUCGCUUCCCCUCUCUGCCUUUUGCCUCACGCUCUCCUUUGCUGGAUAAUCGCCACAGAGGUCUGCAAGAGACGGCGACAAAGAGGACAGGAAAGGGAGGGAGAGAGACAGAGAGUCGGCGCUCUUCAUUCAACUGCUGCACUCUACAGUUUGUGCUUUCCUGGGCUGGUUGGAGUGCAGUGCAGGGGAACAACUGAUCAGGAGAGAGCUCCCUAAAGGAAUUUAUCCUCCUCUCUUUGCGCGUCCUCCCUCUGUUCAUUUCUGGGACAGAGUGCAGAGGAGGAGAGAAGAGGGAGGGACUCAGAGCAGGACUUCAGACUCAGCUGCACAGCUCAGUGUCCCGCCUUGCUCCAGAGACACAUAACACACACACACACACACACAUUGACAUAUAUUGGACUGACAAGACUGGCAGACAGGGACAGAAGACACAAUUUCUGUACAUACACAUAGACAGACAACAACACAGACUGACAGACUUGGUGUCAUGGCGUCAGUGGACAGCACCGGUUCGAGUGUCUCUAGUCGGCUGAGAUCAGGGGAUCUACUUCAUGCUGGUCUGGCAGUUGCACUGCUGCUCGGUGUAUGGAAUGUCGGUGGACUGGAGGUGUCGACGGAUAAAGUGCCUUCAAUCGAAGCGAUGAAUGGCUCCACAGUUCUUCUGCCCUGCACCUACUCCUCCUGCAUUGGAAUCAAAAACCUCUACUUCAACUGGCACUAUAACGACAAUGGAACCAUGAUCAAAUUAUGCGAAGCGGUGAUUCCCAUUGAGGGUGUGGAGCCCAAGGUCAGCGUGUACCAUGAGCGCGUGGAGUUUGUCGGCACCUCGAAGAAAAACAACAUCUCCAUCCUGUUGUGGAACAUCACCUUUGAAGAUGAGGGACAGUACAUCUGUUUUGCCAGGAACCCAAAAGAGAAGAACCGCAACCACAGUGCGAUCUACACUCUUAUAGUGGUGGACCAAAUGAAGGAGGUUGACAACACUUUGACAACCAUCAUUGUCUCAGUGCUGGGCGGAGUCAUUGGCUUAGUUAUCAUCAUCAUGGUGAUAAAGGCCUUGGUUGUUCACUUCCUACUGAAAGAUGAUGAGAAGAAUAAAGAGUGCCUGGUGAGCUCCUCAGGGAAUGACAACACAGAAAAUGGACUUUCAGGAGCCAAAGCUGACAACAAAGGGACACCAAAGGCAUGAGCGAAAUGCAAAGUAUGUCUGUAUGUUUGUAUAUAUGUCAGACAAAUGUACAUGAGAGGAAAUGCUGUUAUCAAUGGACUGUUUUAUCUUACUAGUGGCUAACUAAUACAACAUGUAAAUGUAUAUUUUAAUUCAUGCUUGAGAUUUGGGGAGUGUGGAAUGUGCACAGGCCUGGAUCAUUUUCUCAUCGACAUGACAGCCCAUUUGUUAGACAGCGUAUAGCCUCUGUUAUCGAAUUCUGCUCUUUAUCUAACUGGAACCGAACACCAUCUUUACAGCAGAGCCUGAAGUCAACUGUCUCUGCCUCCAAUUACAUAUACGUGUGCUCUUCAUACCCUCUGUGACUUUGCCUAAUUUAGGUUACGUCUUCAGUAGAAAUUAAAUUCUUUUUUAAACUUUGAACCCUCUAUAACCAGAUUUAAACGAGGAAUGUUUUACAAAGCAGGUCCUCAGCUGUCUUACGUUCUUUAUUUAAAGACUACCUUUGAAUGUUCAAUCUCCAAAAUACCUAUUUGUUGCUUUUCUCGGUUAAAAAGCUACAAUCUCAGAUUGCAUUUGGGACUUGGAGUGUACAAUCCUCAACUCAAAGUCAAACUUGGACCCAAACAUACCUGACCAGUGGGAACACACACUUUAAUGUGUGCCAUGCUGAACUGCCACAAUCUAUGAACUGUCAUAUGAACUGAAGAACAGCUCUCUUUAACCCUCACUGGACACUUCACCACCUGUAAACCCAAACCAGAGGACCAUUCAAGAGUUCUGUUUACAAAAGCCAACAUUUCUAUGGUCAUGAUGAAAUAAAAUUUGUUAGAUGGCAUUUUAACUUUUAGGGGUCAGGUACUGAUUGAGUAGCUUUUAGUCCUGGUCUAACCAUCAACCUCAACUACUGUACGCCAGCCUGAACGCCAACUUGCAUGUUUACUGCUAGGUCCAGGUUUGACACACUGAUGAGGUGGUACAUUAAUGUUGAAGCAGAUUUUGAUCAACUACCAGGCUAGCUAAGGCUGACACCUGGGCUUUUCUUAGGUGAGUGAAGGAUCCAGUUCUGCACAAGUUUUAAUUGUUUUGCUUUAGAUGAAACACAGGUGCCUGUUUUGCUUCUGCUCCCUCUGCUGGUGGGAGGAUAAAAACACAGAAAAAUGUAUUAAAAACACACACACACACACACACACACACACACACACACACACACACACACAAAAACAACCAACCCUAACCCUCAUCAAAGACAAUCCCCAGACUACCCAGCUCCCUAUAGAAAGGAAUGAACUUAAUCAUGCUGCUUCUGACAAAUAACCAAUGCAUUUUUAGCAUGUGCGCAUUUUAUAUAACUUCAUGUAAGUAUAUGUUGUCUAGCACUGCAGUACAGGAACAUUUCUGUGUGUCUCUGUUUGGUCCCAUUUAACCCUUCACAUUAACUUGAGCCCACUGAAGCUCUGUCAACGCUUGAUUAGCGCCUCUGAACACUGAUAACAUUUCUUACCCCUUUAACCAGGUCAGUGUGAUUGAAAAGUGACUCUUCUUUUAGAGUAAUGACCUGCAGGUAUUCAUGGAAAAGGAGGAUGACAUGCAUUUUACACAAAGUAACAACAUUUUAGUAUCUCUAACUUUGAAUCUCACAAUUGAACAACUGUGCCGGAGACGUUUAACAAGUUGGCACUUUGCUCAAUGGCGUCAGCCGCAUUUACUGUACGUGGGGAGAGCAAUAUAAUGUGAUUCUCCGGAUAUCAAUUUACUUCCACAUUUCCAUGCUUGUAUGCAGACUCUAACUGGCUAAUUUCCAACACAAACUCUCUCUGAUAACCAUAAGAAAACACUUUUACACAUACAUGUAUUUAGUGCUGCGAUAGUCCAAACAAGUCCAUUGAUACUGGCUCAGUAAUAUGGGGAGCACAGCAUUUGGACAGAUCACUGUAAAAUAAUGUAAAGAAUGUGUUAAUAUCCCAAUAGGCAAGUGGUUCAUUUUACUUUGCCAACUGUCUUAUUCAGUGUGACUCUACAGCCGGCCAAUACUUUCAGUGUUUAGCUCAGUUCAGAUUAACUAACAACUACUUACUGUGACUGUAUUUUAAUGUUUUGGGCAUUGAAGAUUACUAGAAGUGUGUGGUGGGUCUCUAAAUAGUACUGGUGUCUUAGCACUAAAACUGUAUUGCUUUUAUUUAAGCAUAUAUGUCCAAGAGUUUGGAGGGAGCUGGAAUUGUUGAGAUUAAAUAAGAAAAUGAAUCAUAUAUAUAUAUAUAUAUA
Larimichthys crocea (large yellow croaker) is the source of this 3725-nucleotide messenger RNA. It is a transcript of the gene scn4ba, whose product is annotated as sodium channel, voltage-gated, type IV, beta a. Gene Ontology annotation, molecular function: sodium channel regulator activity; transmembrane transporter binding. The coding region runs from base 780 to 1481 and encodes 233 amino acids. The transcript has 5 exons. The record is from RefSeq and is a predicted model, not a curated record. Gene Ontology annotation, biological process: regulation of ventricular cardiac muscle cell membrane repolarization; cardiac muscle cell action potential involved in contraction; regulation of sodium ion transmembrane transporter activity. Gene Ontology annotation, cellular component: plasma membrane; voltage-gated sodium channel complex. Lineage: Eukaryota; Metazoa; Chordata; Actinopteri; Sciaenidae.